AACAGAGUUAGAGUUACGAGACUGCUACAAGAAGCGCAGAGCACACUGCUAUCCCGGCUGUCUUAACUGUCACUUGUAGCUGGGCAAAGAUGAAGUGCGACACGUUCUGGUUCAGACACCUUCUCUCGAAAGUGUUUUUACUACAGUUUAUUGUUUCCCAGACAACUUUAGGUGCACCAUCACCGAUUAUCAAGUUUCCUGGGGAUGAUACAACCCCACGAACGGACAAAGAAGUGGCUCUGCAUUAUUUGAACAAGUUCUAUGGAUGCCCACAAGACAGCUGUAACCUUAUGGUGCUGAAAGACACUCUGAAGAAGAUGCAGAAGUUCUUUGCACUGCCAGAGACUGGAGAGAUUGAUCAGAAGACAGUUGAGAUCAUGAAGAAGCCUCGUUGUGGUGUUCCAGAUGUGGCUAAUUACAACUUUUUCCCCAGGAGGCCGAAGUGGGGGAAUAAUGAAAUAACGUACAGGAUUUUAGGAUAUACCCCUGAUCUGGACGAGGGAACCAUAGAUGAUGCUUUUUUCCGGGCCUUUAAAGUGUGGAGUGACUUCACACCACUAAGGUUCACCCGCAUCAUGGAUGGAGAGGCCGACAUCAUGAUCAACUUUGGGCGCAAUGAGCAUGGAGAUGGCUACCCCUUUGACGGGAAAGAUGGCCUGCUGGCUCACGCUUUUGCCCCUGGCCCAGGAAUUGGGGGUGACUCACAUUUUGAUGAUGAUGAACAGUGGACACUGGGAGAGGGACAAGUGGUGAAGGUGAAGUUUGGGAAUGCAGAGGGGGAGUUCUGUAAGUUUCCUUUCCUAUUUAUGGGGAAGGAGUACACCAGCUGCACAUCUCAAGGCCGUGAUGAUGGCUUUCUUUGGUGCUCCACCACCUACAACUUUGAUCAGGACGGGAAGUAUGGGUUCUGUCCCCAUGAAUUGCUCUUCACUCUUGGUGGCAAUGGCAAUGGCUCUCCCUGCAAGUUCCCCUUCACAUUCCAAGGUGAAACAUACAAUGGCUGUACUACUUCUGGCCGAGAUGACGGGUACCGCUGGUGUGCAACCACAGAGGACUAUGACCGUGACAAGACCUAUGGCUUUUGCCCAGAAACUGCCUUAUCAACGGUUGGUGGUAACUCUGAAGGAGCACCCUGUGUUUUCCCUUUCACCUUCUUGGGUAAUAAUUAUGAAGCCUGCACCUCCUCUGGGCGUAGCGAUGGGAAAAUGUGGUGCGCCACCACUAAAAGUUAUGAUGAGGAUCGCAAAUGGGGUUUCUGUCCUGAUGAAGGCUACAGUCUGUUUCUGGUGGCUGCCCAUGAGUUUGGUCAUGCACUUGGGUUGGAGCACUCCCAGGAUCCAGGUGCUCUGAUGGCUCCCAUUUACACUUUCACAAAGAACUUCAGGCUGUCCAAUGAUGACAUCAGAGGCAUUCAGGAACUCUAUGGUGCUCCAACAGACAAGCCCCUGCCACCCACUCAAGGACCAGUCACUCCAUUGGACAUUUGCAAAGAGAGUAUAAUCUUUGAUGCAGUGGCUCAGGUCAGAGGAGAGACGUUCUUCUUUAAGGACAGAUUCCUGUUUAGGUCUGCCAACCCCAGGGCCAAGCCCAGCGGACCCAUGUUGAUAGCAACCUUCUGGUCUGAGCUACCAGAGAAGAUUGAUGCUGCCUAUGAGAACCCACUAGAGGAGAAGACAGUGUUCUUUGCAGGGACUGAGAUGUGGAUUUAUUCAGCAAGUACACUGGAGAGAGGCUAUCCUAAGUCCAUCACUUCUAUGGGCCUGCCUGCUGACCUCCACCGCAUAGAUGCUGCAUUCUCUUUCAGCAAGAGCCAAAAGACAUACUUAUUCGCAGGAGACAAAUUCUGGAGGUAUAACGAAGCUAAGAAGAAGAUGGACCCUGGCUUCCCCAAGCUGAUUGCUGAUGCCUGGAAUGGCAUCCCAGACAACUUAGAUGCUUCAUUCAGUCUUAAUGGAGAUGGUUAUAGCUACUUCUUCAAGGAUGCCCACUAUCUCAAACUAGAUGACAGCACCCUGAAGAUUGUCAAAGUUGGUGAUGUAAAAACAGACUGGCUGGGCUGCUGAGCAGCACCAGAAAGUCGGUGGCUCUCUGCCUACCCUCCCCUCUGGGUGACCCUUUUCUCGCUGUACACAGACAUGGUCAUCACAGCUGUUGCUCCAGACUGGUAACGUCAUAUGCACAUAUUCCCACAUACCAGACUGAUCUCUCUGCCAAAUGAGUAUAACCAGCCUUUAGCUAAUCAGAGAGACCCACAACAAUAUGGACCUUAUUUGCCAGUGGAAUAUAGGUAACUGGGUGAAAUGUAUUAAAUAAUUUUGUAUUAUAUAAUUGUAUAAUAUUGACAAUUAAGUUGUAAUGCUUAUACAGACUUGCGUAUUACUCUGACCUAAAAUCCUGGUUAAAACGUAUACCCUAGUUUAUUGGUAUUUUGUUAUGCCAGAGGGCAGAUUACUACACUGUAAAUCCCCCUACAUUUCACUGGCAUCCGGUAUGUCCACACUGCACAGACCCAGGUGGUAUUGAACUGUGAGAUAUCUCUCUCGAUUCAAAUUUAAUUCAUAAGGACAGUUUUGUAGCACUUGUUAUUUGUUUAUGGAAUUGUUCAAAUCAAACGUGACCACAUAACUGUCAUUGGCAUUGUAUUGUAUCUCUGUUGAUCUUGUUUGACUAACAUUAUAGAAUGGUUCAGGGCACGGGUUGCCUUAAGAUUGUAUGUAGUAUGCUGUAUGAUGGAGUCACGGCACGUUGUAUCCCGAAAGUUAUUUUUAAUAAUCUUUUGUAUUAUCAUUGUUUUUAUUUUU
This is a messenger RNA of Megalops cyprinoides (Indo-Pacific tarpon), 2801 nucleotides long. Its product is annotated as 72 kDa type IV collagenase-like. The transcript has 13 exons. The record is from RefSeq and is a predicted model, not a curated record. Gene Ontology annotation, cellular component: extracellular matrix. Gene Ontology annotation, biological process: response to hypoxia; tissue remodeling; collagen catabolic process. Gene Ontology annotation, molecular function: metalloendopeptidase activity; zinc ion binding. Lineage: Eukaryota; Metazoa; Chordata; Actinopteri; Elopiformes; Megalopidae. Bases 90 to 2063 code for a protein of 657 amino acids.